AUGACCUCCUUCGCCGCGCCACCGGUCAACCCGCCGACGCGCACCUUCGGCGGCAGCGUCGACAUGGAGGUCCUGAACGACCGCCUCUGGCCCGUCUUCGUCAGAGGCGCAUUAAGAGGAGCGCACCACGCGCGGAGCGAUCCCGUGGCGACGAUGAAGAAGCGCGAGUUUUUAAGGUUGCUGGAAGGAUGCGCUCCCCCGGAACAACUGACCGUCGUCUACCACGCCGAGGCGGGCCGGACCGCGAAAAGGACGUUCCCCUUCUCGGCCUUUAAAAGAGCUUUGUGCGUCGUCGCAGCUAGGUUGCAGCCGGAGCUGCGGCCGGCGCGAGCAUUAGCGGCAUUGGUCGACGCGAAGUGCGGCGGCUGGCCCAAACGAGAUAAACGGGACAUCGAGCCGGCCCGCGACGCCUGCGCGUCGGUUUUGAAAGCGUUCGCGCCGUGCCUCGCCAAGGUUUUUGCGUACUACGGCCAGACGCCGACGGACUUCGAGAUUAAAGUCCUGCAGCGCCACGCGCCGCGCGCCGACGUCGACCGCAUGCAGCAGUCCCUGCCCUUUUCGGGAUGGGCGACGUUCUGCUCGACCUUCAAUAUUACUGAUAGACUAGGAAGUGACGCCGUCGGCCAGCUCUUCGUGGACUCGUCGUCGGUGACGAACGCGGACACGCUCGGCGGGUUGGAGCUCGAGGAGUUUUUUGAUGCUGUAUUAAGGGCGUCUCUAUUGGUAAGCGUGUCGCCCGGCGGCGGCGCAAUCAAAAUUCCCGGCGCGGCGGCGGCCAAGUCCGCCGCGGAAGCCGAUAGGAUUGCCCUCAAAGCCGACUCCGCGCCGCAGCGCUGCCUCGCGGGCUUCCGCGUCAUGCGCGCGAAGCUGGAGAGGACUGUUCCUAGGCAGGCGAACGCGGGUCAUGGCACGUCGCGGCACUACUCCGGCGAGGCGCACUUCGCCGGCGGGCGCCAGCACGGCUCGUCGAACUACCACCUGCUCCUCGAGGGCGCCAAGGAGUUCCAGUCGCUCGCCGACGCGUGCUGGCGCGACCUCCAGAAGCACGCCGCGACGCUGCUGGCCGACGCGCCGCGCGCGAAGCCGGCGAGCCGCGCGGAGGAGCUCGACGACCUCCUCGAGGACCUCGCGGUCACGCGGCCCGUGCCGCCCUCGCCCUCGCGCCGCGGCGGCGGCGUGCGGACGCCGCAGGCCUCGCCGCGCGCCGUGACGGCGUCCCUGCUCCGCUAG
Pelagomonas calceolata is the source of this 1230-nucleotide messenger RNA. Lineage: Eukaryota; Pelagophyceae; Pelagomonadales; Pelagomonadaceae. The record is from the annotation of a GenBank genome assembly.